This is a messenger RNA of Cryptomeria japonica (Japanese cedar), 720 nucleotides long. RefSeq names its product sm-like protein LSM5. Gene Ontology annotation, biological process: mRNA splicing, via spliceosome. Gene Ontology annotation, molecular function: RNA binding. The transcript is spliced from 4 exons. Gene Ontology annotation, cellular component: U6 snRNP; Lsm1-7-Pat1 complex; U4/U6 x U5 tri-snRNP complex. The record is from RefSeq and is a predicted model, not a curated record. Lineage: Eukaryota; Viridiplantae; Streptophyta; Pinopsida; Cupressales; Cupressaceae. The coding region runs from base 216 to 473 and encodes 85 amino acids.
CUUUUCAUUCAUUUCACUUAUCAUUUUCAAAAGCGUGUAAGUUGCAAAUUUAGCUUUGAAUGUAAGUUGCAAAUUUCGCUUCAUGUUUACAAGAAAGGAUAUUUGAAGAUCCAUAGAAGUUCAAGUUCUUGCCAACAGUGGCGCAAAGACGCUAGUGAAGGUGUCAUCGUGAUCUCCAUUGUUGUUGUAAGCAGAGCAGAACAGGUCUUUGCAAGAUGGCUCACAAUCCUUCACACCUUCUUCCAUCAGAGCUAAUAGACAGGUGCAUAGGAUCAAAGAUAUGGGUGAUCAUGAAAGGCGACAAGGAGCUCGUUGGCACUCUUAGGGGCUUCGACGUUUAUGUCAACAUGGUUCUGGAAGAUGUCACAGAAUAUGAAAUAACAUCCGAAGGCCGAAGGAUUACAAAGCUUGAUCAAAUUUUGCUUAAUGGAAACAAUAUUGCUAUUCUUGUUCCUGGUGGUGGACCUGAAUGAAGAUGAGCAUAAGUUUUAGCUCUGUAGAGUAAUUUUCAAAGCAUAGCAGAGCUUUUUUGAGAUAUGGAUGGAAGUAGUUGGUCAAGGAAAAUUUGCCUUUGAUGCCUUUGUCAUAAAUGAUGAUAGCAAAUACAUCUUUGAGUUGAAGUUUCUUUGAUUUUUAAAAGGAAACAAGGUCAAUUAAUUUAUCUGUAUGUUAAGAAAGUUAACUUUAAUGUAAAUUGCAAAUGAUUGCCCCCAGUGUUCA